Octopus sinensis (East Asian common octopus) is the source of this 1193-nucleotide messenger RNA. RefSeq names its product armadillo repeat-containing protein 7. Bases 164 to 736 code for a protein of 190 amino acids. The transcript has 7 exons. The record is from RefSeq and is a predicted model, not a curated record. NCBI's taxonomy places the organism in Eukaryota, Metazoa, Mollusca, Cephalopoda, Octopoda, Octopodidae.
AAACCGGAACUCUCUUCCGCCAUUAAGACUGUUUCGCACGCAUGUGUUCGUCAGGACUUCCUCCAGUCAUUCCUUCCCUCCGUCUCUCUUCCUCUGUAAUUUUAUUCCUUCAUCCAUCGCUUCUUCGGUCUGUCUUUCUCCCUAUCGUUUAUUUCAAGCCGCGAUGUUUAGUUCGGAGGAAUAUUUGAGGAAGAAAACGGGUGAAUAUGGCGUUGGUCGUCUCAGUUAUCUGCAGUCGUUGGUGACAGAGUUCGAAGAGACAACAUCCGACGAUGCUAAGAAAGAAAUUCUUGCCAACCUCGCUAAUUUUGGCUACGACCCCCUAAACUAUGGUUUCUUUCGCCAACUCAAUAUCUUGGAUUUGUUUCUUGAUUCAUUAGAAGACAACGAUGAGAAAAUGGUAGAAUUCUCCAUCGCAGGAUUAUGCAAUUGCUGUUUAGAUGAGAAAAACAAGGAGUUUAUUAUCAAAAACGACGGUGUGAAUCUUGUGAAAAAGCACUGCCUCAGUGGUGCUAAUGAAGAAACAUUAAUAUCAGCCUUGACAUGUCUGAUGUUCCUCAUAACCCCAGGUUCCAAAAAAGCUAUUCUGACGGAGGAUUUCACAAAACGAAUCAUAGACUGGUCGGGAAACCCUAACGCACGCAUUAAAAACUUAGCUACCAUAUUCAUCGAGGAUUAUUUCAACAAAGAAGAUAAGGUGAAAUCCGAAGACCAAGCCUCUGUCGCAAACCAUUGAUGACGCUGACGACUUAAAACCAAAUCCGACAAAAGCUAGAGGCUCAGAAAUUCUGGUGAGAUGAAGCAGCUGAAUAUAUCGACCGUCCCCCAGUAGUUAACUGGUAUUUUGAUUUAUUGGCACGUCACCUCCAGAAGGAAGAAAGGCAGAGUGUUGACCCUGGCUGGAUUUGAACUCAGAAUGCACAGGAGUGUUUUGCAAAAAUACUUCAGGUUAAGCACUGCUGCAUUCAAGUGCAAUCCCUUUGUGCAACGCCUCGAGCAAGUGUCUUCGACUGUAGCCACAGGCUGAGUAAAGUUUUGUGAACAGAUUUGGAAAGUGGAAACUAAAAGAAGCUUUUCAAAAACACAUACAUGUAUAUCUAUGUAGGUGAAAGCAUUGCUGUAUGCUAAGCUAUGGGGAUGUAAACAAACCAACACCAGUUGUCAAGUGGCGGUGGGGGACAGGCACAUGUAUA